This is a messenger RNA of Leptopilina boulardi, 4009 nucleotides long. It is a transcript of the gene Atf6, whose product is annotated as cyclic AMP-dependent transcription factor ATF-6 alpha. Gene Ontology annotation, molecular function: DNA-binding transcription factor activity, RNA polymerase II-specific; RNA polymerase II cis-regulatory region sequence-specific DNA binding. The transcript has 8 exons. Bases 976 to 3240 code for a protein of 754 amino acids. Gene Ontology annotation, cellular component: nucleus. Gene Ontology annotation, biological process: regulation of transcription by RNA polymerase II; endoplasmic reticulum unfolded protein response. The record is from RefSeq and is a predicted model, not a curated record. NCBI's taxonomy places the organism in Eukaryota, Metazoa, Arthropoda, Insecta, Hymenoptera, Figitidae.
UUAUACAACAGUAUUACGACGAUGCAUGACAAAAAUAUUGAAAAAAUCCGGUUUUCAGUGACCAUACACGGAAUAUGUUAAGGAUCUAAGGAAUUAGACCCAGAAAUAAGCUAUAGUUUAUAGGGAUGGGAAUAAACUGUAGACUUUUUUACAGUUUAACUGUGAGCUUGAACACCCCACUCUCUUUUUGACGACUUGUUGCGGAUGAUGUCGUUGCCUUUCAAACACAUUUCUUUACCGGUGAAGUUCAUUCUUAUUGUUAGUGUGACUCACAAUUGCUUUUUGGAUUUUCCCCUAUAAUAUUACCCGUAUAUAAUUCAAAACAUUUUCAUCCCUCGAUGUUUACUUCUUGUUUUUGAUUCUUUUUUGUGAAUAUAGAAAAGAAAAUUUUUAAAUUCAAAUAAAAAUCAGUGUAUUUUUACUUGCGCCGGAAACCGGAAAUAUUCUGUCACGCUUUUGUGUUUUUAAUUAUUUAUUUUUCAAAGAAGAAAAUAAAACAAACCUUCUCAUACGUGAAAAAAUUUGAAUUUUUAUUUGUUAUAAUAAUUGUCUGAAAUCGGUUCAACAACAAAUGUUUGUUUCUUUUUUUUUAAAUAUUUAAUAAUGAAUAAUAAAAUUCUUAAUAAUUACAUAUAUAUAUAAUAAUUUUCGUUAUAAUAAAUAAUUUUCCGUAACUUACAUUAUGGAAUUCGUAAUAAAAUGAAUUUGAUCUCAAAGGUGUGGACUUUUUUGGAGUCUUCUGUGGACACAGGUGCAAUGUAAAUUAAAAUUGACAUUAAUAUUAUGAAACUAUUUUCAAGAAAAUGUGGUGCUGUGUUAAAAGCAAUUGUGAUGUUUUAUCUAGUCUCUAUUCUUAUAGUGUUAUUAAUAUUUAGGGAAUGAUACGAAUAUGAGGUGAAAUUUUUUCGUGAUAUGUGAAUUAGAUUUAAUGAUAAGUGAAUUUAGUUAAUUUUUUUUAAUUACAAGGAUAACAAUAUGAUAAAUAUGUCUGAUCACUGUAUACUUGACAUGAUGGAUUUUGAGGACAUUAAUAAUUGGCCUAUAGAAGAAGGAUUCCCAGCCGAUGAUCUUCUUGAAGCUCUCAGCUCAGAAUUGGAGAUCCCUCAACUUUUGGGAGGAGAGGGAUCUCUUGGUUGUGAUGAAAGUCCGGAUGAUAUUAUGAAAAAUGCGGUGGAAUCACCUCCAUGUAAUUCCGAGGAUAUUGAUAUGAAUUUCAUGCCCAUGGACCUCGAUAUUUUCCAAAAUAUUUGUUCCGAUGAAUUGGACAGCGUUUCGGUGGAAGCUGAUUUAAUGGAUUGUAGAACAGAAAAUGUGAAAAUUGAAAAUGAAAUCAAAUUGGAACCAAGAAGUCCAAGAUCUCAACUACCACCUUCUCCUAGUCCUAGUCAUUCGGAUAGUAGUGUACACGAAUGGCACAAUGACGCUUCGUCAAAUUCAUCCAAUGAUGGAAAGUUCAUGUUUGAGACACCACCAAUAUCUCCACCACAAAGUGAACCCACUUCUCCACCAACGAUAAUUAAUACUUCGAUUCUACAGCAAAUAAAAUUAAUUCCCAUGAAAUCAAACGAAACCAAAACUACGAAAGUUCUUCUAACGAAAGGAAAUACAGCAAAGAGAGUUUGUAUCCAACCGAAAGUUAACAAAAUGAAAACUGAAGGAGAGCAACCGCGAAAAACAAUAAUUUUGAGUGCUCAAGAUUUCGCGGCUCUCUCGCAGAAAGUCAAACAAAAUGGAACUCCACAAUUAAAAAUUCAAGCCUUACCAACAAAUAAAACAGUGAAAAUUCAAAAUCAAUUAAAUAUUCUACCAUCGCAACAAGUGAAUCUUGAAAAAGGUACAGCAUUCACGCCAACAAAUCAAAUAAAGAUCAUUAACUCCAUUCCAAAAGUACAGAUUCAAAAUGUAAAGCCAAUUGUUAUGCCAAAAGAAUCGACAGUUUGUGCGCCAAUUGUUAAUUCGCCCACGUGUUCGCCAAUUGUUAUUAAAAAUGAAUCGUCCGAUUAUUUUAACCUCUCCGGUAGGCAGGAGAGUGAAAUAAAAGCAUUGAAGAGACAGCAAAGAAUGAUUAAGAAUCGCGAAUCAGCCUGUCUUUCGAGGAAAAAGAAAAAGGAAUAUGUCACUGCCCUUGAGAUUCAAAUAAGCGAUCUUCAGGAACAAAAUCGACAACUUCAUGCCGAAAAUGCAGCGUUGAGACAAAGAUUAAUUGAGUCAGAAGAGACAAGUGGAGCCAGAAGUAAAAUAAGAAACAUGAAUCUUAACGGAAACAAGAAGAAUACAGUAAUGCUUUUAGCCUUUUUUUGUAUGAUAACCUUAAACUUCAGCAAUUUUGGAGUUUUUCAAAGUAAAACAGAUUUGGAAAGAAUGUCACCACACAUGCCCUUGCCAAAUGUACGGCACAGUAGAAGUUUACUCUGGAGUGAGCCUGAUUCCGAGGAGACUAAUUCAUCAAGAAUAAAUUCAAUAAAUCAAUCAAUGUGCCCGAUGUCGAUUAAUGACACCGAAUCAAAACGAUUAGAUUUCGAGAUUCGACGAUUUUUCGGUGAUAAAAUAGAUGAUGGAAAUUUAAAGAAAUCACCAAUAACAAAAAAGCAGGUCAAUUCGUCAUUCAGUAAAAUUUCCCAUACAACACCACCACCACCACCAUCAAAAAAGAGAAUAUUACGUAAAUUAAAAAUUACAAGAGAAAAGAAAGUCGAAACAAAUUCAAAUAAUAUCCCCUGGCAAAAUAAUAAUGCAUUGGAAGUGUUCUCGCCAAAUUUCAAGGAUCACGCGGAACUUUUUGAUGCGCUUAAAAGAAAACAUGAUACACAUUAUGUCGUUUGGUUUAGUCGAGAUUAUCUACUAUCACCAGCGUCGAGACAAAAUAAUACCUUGAGACCAAAGAUGACACUCAUUUUCCCUGCUCUUCCACUCAAUGAGACAUUUUCAACUAAUCCAAAUAAUUUAACAAUGAUGCAAAUUGACUGCGAAGUGACAAAUGUGGAAUUUUUCAAUCUUGAGAAUUCUGUGAUUCCCGAUUAUUUACGUGCUCCACAAAAACCAAGCAGUCCACCACAAAAAAAUGAUAACGAAAAUUAUACACCAUAUUUUUUGAAAAAUAAUACGGAAAUUCUCAAAAAAUCACAAAAAGAAAAUUCUCAUUUAAUAAAAAAUGUGGAUAUUGUGGAGAAUAAUAAUUUCAAACGUGAUGAGUUUCUUGUCGGUCCAAAUAAUAUUUACAGGAAGCCAGCAAAAAAUUGAAAUAAGGUAGGCCGUGAAUAUUUGUAAAGGAAAUCCCUUUUUUUUUGUUAUUUUUUACUGCCAAACCGGAAAACAGGCUGUGUAGAAAAGUAAUCGAAGUAAAAAAAAAAAGCCUAAAAAGAUAUAAUAUAUUGUACAUUGACAAUAGAAAUGAAAAAAAUAUGGAAUUUUUGCUCAUUAAGAGCAGUGACUGAAAAUUAGUAUAUUUGGCUAUUUUUUUGAUUAAGCGUCAAAAAGUUUUUUAGAGAGAAAAAAAUAAAAAAAAAAUUUUUAAUCUUUUUAUUAUUUACACAUAAAGAAGAAAAUUUUUUAAAAUGCAAUUAUUUUUACACAAAUGAAUCUUUGUUGUAAAUGAAAAACAAUUUCCCUAAGAGCUCGAUGCAAUAAAAAAAAAAGAAGAAAAAAACAAAAUCAUAAAAGAUUUUGUAAAUUUUUGGUAUUAAAAAUGCGUGCAAUCUGUAUAUCACUUAAGAUUUUUGUUCUUGAGUAUUUUUAAUUGAUAUUUUUUAGCAGGAUUUAGAUUAUAAUUAUUAUAAUAUAAUAUAAUGCAAUUUAAUUAAGAUAAUUUCGAUUAAAUUGAGAAUAGAUUAAGUAAAAAAAAUAUUAUAUAGAAUAUUUGAUUUCUAUAUCUUUCAACACAAUUUUUUUUUUGCUUUUAAUAAUUUAUAAGUUUCACUACGUGUGUCACAGUAUUGUGAAAUUCUUUGUAUAAAUGUUUUAACUUUAGGCGUGUAUGUAAAUAAUAUUACAAUAAAUGUUUUCAAUGAAA